This is a messenger RNA of Pecten maximus, 2411 nucleotides long. RefSeq names its product serine/threonine-protein phosphatase 6 regulatory ankyrin repeat subunit A-like. Gene Ontology annotation, cellular component: nucleus; cytoplasm. The record is from RefSeq and is a predicted model, not a curated record. Gene Ontology annotation, molecular function: protein binding. Bases 98 to 841 code for a protein of 247 amino acids. The transcript is spliced from 6 exons. NCBI's taxonomy places the organism in Eukaryota, Metazoa, Mollusca, Bivalvia, Pectinida, Pectinidae.
CCAUCGGCCUCUCUCAAGCUCUUUGAUUAAAUGGAACUAAAAUGUGAAGCGGAAAGCAUAAAAUCAACGCCGAGCAGGCAAUGGUCUCGCUGUCAAUAUGUCAUUUUUACGGGAUCUUAAGGAGGAAAUCAAGGAUGUGAAACGUGACCAGGAAUUUGUUUUGAGAUGCAGGAUAACUGAGGACCAAUAUCAGAUGCUGAAUGCUAUAAGAAAAAGAGAUAACAACAAGCUUAAACACCUCAUGACCCGAGGGGUUGAUCCCAACUUCUUCAACAACCUUGGCAGCACACCUCUCCACAUUGUGUCUGGUCUCAAACAAUCACCUGCCGUUCAGGACAUGCUACAAGUAUUGGUAUACUUUGGGACAUCUUUGAAUUCAGUAGGCAGGUUUGGACAGACUCCUCUUCAUGUUGCCUGUUGUACUUCCGCCAUCACUGUCCGGGUCCUACUGGAGACUGGGGCAGCAAUAAAUGUACAGGACAAUGCUGGGAGUACCCCAUUGAUGGAGGCAUGUAACAGUGAAUGCCCAGAGGCCCUUACCAUUGUCCAAUACCUGCUAGACCACAACUGCAACAUUUCACUAACAGAUCAGGAUGGGCGUACAGCCCUACAUUGUAUCUGUGGUAACAUGAAACAGGAGCUGACUGUGAGAAAUGAGAUAGUCUGCCAGCUGUUAUAUAGAGGCUUGUCAGCGAGCAUGGAGGACAAAACUGGUAUAUAUAUAUCAUACUACUACAUAUUCCAUACUAAUACAUACCAGGUAAAAUGGCAUUGUGUUACGAGCUCAGUCAUUUUCUACAUCAAAGGCGAAAGCCUUUGUCACACAAAUACCUGCUGUUAGUCCAAACUUUAAUCAAGGCUGGAGCCAGUUUUAACAGAAAAAACAAGCAACAUGAACGAUUUGUGCGUUAUGCUUGCAAAGUGUCUAGUGGACCGGUGUUUACACAGCUAGCAGGACUACUGGAACCAGUGUUGUCUGUGGGUGGGGUCAUGGCCCUCAGAGACUGUAUUCCACAGGGAGGAUGAGGAUCAUGAAGACUUGUAUCAGUACCUCACUUCUCUAGCCUGUAGAGUUCAGCCACUGAAACUUAUGUGUAGGACUACACUGCGUGAGGCCCCUGAACUUCGGGGGAAACUCUAUACCAAAGUCAGUCUUCUUCCUAUUCCUUCUACUCUCAAGGACUACAUGAUACUGGCAGAAUGAUACUGGAGUAAUUUAGAAGUUUUACAAGGAUGCAAAUCUUUCUAUGGUGCAUGAGAAUAGUUGUUUUUUUUAAUUUCUUACUGCAAUAAUAAUGUAUUGUUUGUCAUUUUAGCUCAGCUGCCAGAUCUAGAAAGGCACGUGAGUUAAAGCCAUCAUGCAACAUUAGCUAAAGGUCAUAUGUACAAUGGCCAGAGUUAAAUGUCAGGAUAAAGCAUUAUCAAAUUUGUUAGAAUUUCCUAAAUCCCUCUUUGAAGUUUUCAAUUAUGAAGCACUCCUGGACCCAGGAGAGACCAUUCUGGUUUAGUACAUGUAAAAUAAAAGUCAACAGAGGCUCAUAAAGCUGUACAUAUAGCUCCACCAGGUUUUGUUUGAAGGUUAUGAGGGUAAUACCAAGUAAUAUGUGAUACAAUAUGAGUCAAUGCAGGGUUGUGUAACCUUGAAAUUAUCUCCAUAGAACUGUGUAAUAUGCAACAUAGUCUUAAGUCAUGACACAAAAGUCAUGAAUUUUUAGCACCAAAUUUAGUCAGAAAAAUGUUGCAAUGAUUUGACUUUUGAUACAGUGACCUUGACCUUGAUGAUGGAGACUGAAUACAAUAAUUGCUUUUUGGCCCUUUGUUUGACAUUGACAGGAAGGUAUAGAUGUCUGAGUGGUAUAUCAAAUCAUGAGACAUCUACACUUUCUUAUCAAUGGACAAUAUUAAAGACAGAAUUCCUGAAUAGCCCCGAGAGGUAUGAAUGGGCAGAUAGAACUAACUGUACAACUGUCAAAUACUUGUACGACUGUCAGGAAAAUAUGACCAAAGUCAAGGUCAUGUGUACUACUGUACCACAAUUUUCAUUUUAUGGUUUUAGCAACUUUCUCAAGUCCUUCCUAGAAAGUGUUUGUACCUAGAUCUAAAUGUAUUGAAAUUAAUUAUCAGGGAAGGAAGUUGCUAGAAUGUAUAUCUAGGUAAUACUGACAAAAAUUGAGUUACUCUACAGCAAACAUGGGCAUGCAACAGGAUUUUAUUCUAGUGCCUUGUUAUGUGUGUUUAUAAUGUGUAUUUCAUCUGUUGCCCUGCAUUUGAUUUGCUUGUAUUUGUUGUUACAAUUUCAUCAAAAAUUAGUUUAUGUUAUAGGUAAACUUUUUAAAGUUUUAAUGUAAGUUAUUAAGAUAUGUAUUGUUAGCAAUACAUGUUGUUUAAAUAUUAAAAAAAGUUCCAUCAGA